UCUCAUUCCAACUCACCUAGCCUUAUCAUAUCCAUUCGCCAUCCGAACAGAAAGCAGGGUGAUAAUAUCUAUUUUUAGGCCUCACCUAUGGUACUCCAAAUCACCCUCACUUAAACUGCCAGACGGCGCCAGUACACGGCCUCAGCCUUGCAGAUUUUUUUUGUCGCCACAAGCAAAACUCGGAGGGGCCUUGAGGCAUGGUGGGGGCUGUUGAAAAAAUUUCAAAAAAAUAUAUGUGGCCUCUGAAUCCACGCUGCCACCCGCGGGCCUAUGUAUGGUGUAUUGGUGCUUUUUCGUUUAGCCUUGUGCAGUUCCGUUCGGCCUUGGCCUUGGCCAGGGCCUUUUGGUCUCGUCACAAUCGGCUAUAGCCUCAUCUAUAGUCGAAACCCCCCAAUAGAAGACAUGGUCAUUAUAGCUGUAGUUUGGCCUCAUCUAGCAUGAUCCAUUCUCCAUUUAUAGGAGAGAGAUCUAUGCAUAGGCUUAUCCCGUUCCAUCCAGUUUCACUCCGACUCAUCUGGUCUAGACUCGUCUACUGUCUUCCCCCGAAUGGAAGGCAUGGUGGUUACUAAAGCCGUAUCAAGUCCACCUUUCAGACCAGACACAGUUGCGAUAACCAUGCCUUCUAGUGUCUUCUACUAUCUUUUUUCUGAUGUUUUCUACUCUCUUCUACUGCCUCUUUUACUGUCUUCUAGUGACAUCAACCUAGUCUUUCCAUAUAGGGUCUUCUAGUUCUUUUAUGUGGGCUUGGGAUCAUUGGCAAUAAAAGCUUCUGAACAACAUUUCCUUUAGUAGACGAUACUGCAGAGGACAUUUCCGUUACGAAACUGAACGGCAUAGUGGACGAAACGGUAGAAGGGAUUCGGCCACUACAAUUGAACAGCAAACCACAUUUUCGCUAACUGAACUAAAUGGGAAACGACAUUUCCUUCAGUGGACGAAACGGCAGAAGACACAUACUCUCUUUAUUGGGCUAAUUUAACAGCGACGGACAAAAAUUCCGCCAUUGAAAUUUACCGGCAGGCAGACAAGUUCAGACAACCGACAUUUUCCUUCAGACAGCUAUUAUUUCCCUUUACGGAACUACAGAAGACGAUUCCGUCAAUGGACUAAACAGGAGAGAACUUCCGUCAGUGGACUUAACGACAAACGACAAACGGCAGGCGACAUUUCCUUUACUCUGAGGAUAAUUUUUUGCUACUAAACUGCAGGCGGCAUUCCCAUUACUGGAUCAAACUGCACACGACAUUUCCUUUAGUGGACGAAACGGUAGAGGACAUAUUUUCGUUAGUGGACUCAAACGGCAAAUGACAUUCCGUUUACUGGACGAAAGGACAGAGGACAAAUUUCCGUUACUGAACUACAUAGUAGGCGACAUUCCCGUUACGGAGGACAAAACUACACACGAUAUGACAUUGUGUUGUUAGUGGACGAAACGACAGAGGACAAAUUUCCGUUACUGAUCUACACGGCAAGCAACAUUUCCGUUAGUUAGUGGAUGAAAAAGCGUCAGACAUUUAUGUCACUGGAAUAAACGGCGACGUUUCUCAUUCCUCCCUGCAUCUCAGUUAGUUCGUUGCAUCUGGACCAUGAUCUGGUCGCUGCGGCGAAUCUUUCAUUCACGUGUCACUGAUUGGAGUGAUAAUAACGAUCUUUACAACGUUCGCAUACUAAAGACUUGUUCGGCCUUUUCCCACUAACAUCUAGAUGUGUAAUUGGAGUCAGAUACAUCAAAGGGUGGUUGUCAUUGCGGUUAGAUACAUGCAGUGAAAAAAAAGUUCUAGAGUGAGCAGUUUCCGCAGCUUAGUGUUCUCUCUCUCUCUCUCUCUCUCUCUCUCUCUCUCUCUCUCUCGUCGUGUUCAUCAUGGUACAUUGGGCCUUCUUCAACCUUAUCUAACACAUAAAGCUCAGAGUUAUAUAUCAACAUAUCUAUGUAUUAUAAUGUAUAUAUAUGUGUGUGUGUCUAUAUGCAUACAGAUUCGUGGAAACAACCGGACUUAUACGAGUGAGCUUAUGCCCUCGACCUCUCUACUAGUUUGAAGAAACGGCAACCAGUUAGUCAGAAAAUAGCCAGUAGCAUCAUGCACUGCCCAAUAAAAAUUAUGAUAUUGGCCUUCUGCAUGCGCCCCUUGAAUGAGAGAUUGAUGAGUCUGUGGCCAGUGUUUUGUUCAAAGUGCAGAAAGGGAGGGAGGGAGGAGAUAGGUAGGAGGAGGAGGAUGAGAGAAUGGAGGGAGUCAAUGGGUAGCGUUACAGGUUGAGGAGGAGCAGAAGGAGGGAGAGAGUAAAUGGAGAGUCAGUGGGACAAAGUCCCCCAAUGAUUUUGAUGAAUAAACUGCUUCCCGUUGUUAGGAAGCGGGACUCUUUAGACCUUGCACUAUUUAUCGGAUUGUUGCGAAUUAUGAGUUAUGAAUUAUGGACAUUCAAAUCUUAUGUCAUUUGGGCAAAUUAUGAAUUAUACCCGUACUGGGCUAGAGACUAACCCCUAUAGCAAGGAGCAACAAGAAAAGAUGGCCGCCUUAGUCAGAGAGAACAAAGAGACAAAAGAGCGCGAGAAGCAGGCGAAGCUAAAGGCUAUCGCAGAUGAGCAGGCGGCAAAGAUGAAGAGGUUGGAGGAGGAGAUGAAGAGGGUACAACGGGAGGAGGAAGAAAGAAGGAAGGUUGUUGAAGCAGAAGCGGCAGCAGAAGAAGAGAAAGAGAGAAUGAGAAUUGAGAGUGGAGAAGGGAGCAGUGGUGGCACGAUGAAGUGGGAGACAGACACUGAGCUGGAGAAGAAGAUCAGCGAGUGGGUCGCUAAUUUAUCGUUGGGGGAAGACGAGGAGGCGGAGUCCUACGUGACUAAGGAUGAGAAGGCUACGCUGGCCGCUGAGCUAGCAUCCAUGACAGACCCAAUGAAACGAAGAGAGAGGGAAGACGAGCAAAAGUUAGCAUGGAAGUUGAGAAUGRAGAGGGAGAAGAAGAGGAGGAGAGAGGAAGUGAAUAAGAUGACCGCAGCAGUGGCAAGGGUGCAGGAGUGUAGAGCGGAGGUGCUGGCCCAGCCAGAUGAUAAGGCCAAGUGGGACAAGGUGCUGGGCUAUCUAGAGGUGUUGUUGAAGAAAGAGACAACCUGGCAAUGGGACAAAGACUGUACGUCUGCACUCAAGAAGCUAAAGCGCGCGUUAAUAGAGUAUCUUGUCCUCAAAGUUGCGGAUCCGUCUUUGCCAUUUGUCGUCACCACGGACGCAAGUCAGUAUGGGAUAGGCGCCGUGUUGCAGCAAGACGAUGGCAAUGGCUAUAGACCCGUAGAGUUCAUGUCAGUAAGGAUGCCCUGUGAAAAGGUGACAUGGACGGGCACUAGCGAGCAUCCCACGUGGAUCGAGAAUCCGGAGCUGCUGAUCAUACAGGCUUGGAGGACUAACGUGGAAGGAGAUCUUCUUGGCUUUCUCUUUGGAUCAGUACGGCCGGGUCGACGCCACCUGAUUGCGCAGGAGCUCAUUGCACCGAUCGUGCAAUUGACAGACGAUCUCUCGCCCGACAUCUAUUUUCAGAGUGACGACAGUCCUGCUCCGCACAUUUUUGAGCGAUCACUGGACCCGUACCUUCAGUGGACUGCGUGCUUGGAGGAACCUAGGGACGAGGAUACGCUACCAUCGCGGCAGGAGUAUUUGAAGCCAUACGAGAUCAUCCCUCACACCUUCCACCCGAGGGUAGAGGAAGUGGUGAUCGACGACGAUGACGAAGAAGAAGACGACGACGAAGAAACAUCGGAGGAGGGAAGCUAUAGUGAACAUAGCAAGGGUGAGCUGAGUGAGGAGGAAGAGGAAGAAGAAGGAACCGGGUCCGGGUGGGAAGCCUUGCAGGAGGAAGCGACGCGCACGGGAACGGAGGUGGAAGAUCCGAAAGCGGCACGAAAGCGCGAAGAAAUUGCCACCGGGAAGCGCCAGCUGGAGUUCGCCAGCCAAGCUAGCCUGCGCAUCGGUAACGAUCCAACCAGGGAUCUGGAGCCGCCGAAGCCCGAAGAUGGCGACCCUGCAGCCGCCACCUCAAGUACCGCGAUGUUUUCGUCGGGGACCCCUUCGCCUCCAGAGUUUGAUCAUAAAGGGUCACAGAGGAUCUGUCGGGAUGUCCUGCUUUGUGGCCUGUACGAGGUGAAGCUGGUGCACACGGUGCAUUUGUUUCGGGGGCGAGGGGACAGUCCAGUGGAUGUUUGUGAGCCAUUGAAACGGAUGAACCUUCCCUGGUGGAUCGGUCUGGGGGGCCAGGAAAAGAAGGUCCAGGGUAUUGAUUACGGCCUUGUCCCGGCUACACUGCAUUUCGCUCGACAUCAGAAGCCCCUUAUCCGAGGAUUAGUCAGCAAAGUCCUCGGAUCUCUUGCGUUGGUGAUAUCUGGUCGUGAAUCCAUCAUCAAAUCCAAUGGUGUUCCCAUCCUUGCACUGUCCUUGGCAGACCCCAUAGCACAGGUAAAUGAACCUGCAGCUGAAGCUUUUGCAGCGCUCACUCUUUCCAAAGAUGGCAUGUCCAAAAUAUCGCCAUUUAAGGAACUGAUCAUGCCGAUUCUUGUUCGGCAUGUCAGCGGCUGCAAUCAGGAUGUUACCAUGCGAGGGCUGUCCGCUGAGCUUCGGCCGUCGCUUCGUUGGCCAGCCGUUGACGUUCUGCCUCUGCCGCAGCCUGCUGAGCCUCGGCGGCGGCUACGGCGUCUGUAAAUGCCUGUAGCCGCCCACGAUAGUCAGCCCAAGACUCG
Messenger RNA from Chara braunii, 4714 nucleotides. The record is from the annotation of a GenBank genome assembly. NCBI's taxonomy places the organism in Eukaryota, Viridiplantae, Streptophyta, Charophyceae, Charales, Characeae.